AUGAAUGACGAUCAAGAACAACAAGACGCUCUUAAAAAUAUCACUUCAUUACCGGAACAUGCUAAUCCUGUAGAAGAACUAUUAAAUGAUCGUUUAUCAUCCCAGUCAGAGGAUGUUAAUGAAGAUACUGAGUCCAUCGAAAAUCUUCCACAAUCAUCAUUAAUCGAAGAAAAACAAAAUGAAAUGAAUCAAAUUGAACAACAAGUUGAAAUUCCUUCAACAUUCACAGAAGAAAAAAUAGCAUUACAAUCAUCAGAAAAUCGUAUUGGUAAAUAA
Rotaria sp. Silwood2 is the source of this 276-nucleotide messenger RNA. Lineage: Eukaryota; Metazoa; Rotifera; Eurotatoria; Philodinida; Philodinidae. The record is from the annotation of a GenBank genome assembly.